This is a messenger RNA of Bicyclus anynana (squinting bush brown), 803 nucleotides long. RefSeq lists its product as uncharacterized. The transcript has 5 exons. NCBI's taxonomy places the organism in Eukaryota, Metazoa, Arthropoda, Insecta, Lepidoptera, Nymphalidae. The record is from RefSeq and is a predicted model, not a curated record. Bases 119 to 700 code for a protein of 193 amino acids.
UACCAGUUCAUUGAUAAAGCUCAUGUAAAUCCAUCGUCACUACAUAAAAUAUGACAUUAAAUGAAAUAAACACACCACCACUGAAGAAUUUCAAACAAAACGCAAUUUUUAGUGUACUAUGGCUAAUAUGGACAUAGGGAUAAUGCCAAGAAAACGCGCUGAACAUGAGCCAAGGCUAGUUCUGCAGCAAUGCUGUUUCUGCUGCAUCCGUCUGAGGACCGGGAGCCUCAUCCUCGCCUACUUGUAUCUGAUUGGCGUUACCCUGAACUUGGGUUAUGCAAUUAUGGGUAUGGCUACAGUUAUUUCUUAUUUAAUACAAAUGUCGGAGUCAUUUAGACCGGUUCUGAUCAAAAUUACACUUCUUACAUCCGUUAUAUUGGUUUUAAACUUUGUCACUAUACCCUUUAAUGUACUUCUCCUCGUAGGAUUGCAUACGGAGAGACCACGUUAUGUCAGAACAUACAUAAUCUUUCAGAUUAUAUGCACCAUACUGACUGCUUUACAACAAAUAAUUACGAUGUGCAUUGUCACACAAAUAUUUAGUACUCUAGUUGGAGUAUUACUAACCUUGGUUUAUAUUGCUAUCAACGUGUAUUACCUACUUGUGCUGAGAAGCCACUACCACAAGAUGGUGGAGGGCUCCGACCAGCGCUCCCAGAUGUUCCAGAACAGUCGCUUGACUUUCGCGCCUAAAGCAUAACCCUCUGAAGUUAUACCAGCAGAGAAACGCAUACUUGUUAUGUAUCCUAAAUGUGACGUGUAGAUAUUUUAUUAAUAAUAAACUAGCUUUAUUGUUUGUUUAA